AUGGUUGUAGACAGGGGCCAGAUAUUCAAGUACAAGACGCACCUGUUGCAGCCGGCCGAGGUGGAGGACAGUCUGGUCAAGCUCAACGGCCUGAUCGCGUCCUUUGACCCGCAGCUCUUCAUGUCGCACCGGCACGAGAGUGCGAAGGAGUGGCGGCGCGCCGCCAACUCGUCCAAGUGGCUCACCGGCAUCAGCCAGCUGUUCGCCGCCGCCGAUCAGGUGGUGACCCAUCUCCAGGCGUCCAACCCGGUCGUGGUGAUGAGCCAGUUCGGCAACGAUUCGGUUCCGCACCUCGUCAGCCUUGCGCAGAUAUGCCUGGACCCCUUCUAUCACACGAUUCAAGGGUUCUGUACACUGCUCGAGAAGGAGUGGAUCGCCUUCAGUUUUGCCUGGGGCCAGAGCAACGGCACCAAAUACCACUCCACGCACUACACGACCCUGUUUGUUCAGUUCAUGGACGCAGUGUGGCAGCUGUUGGCGCAGUGGCCGAGCCACUUCGAGUUCGCGCCGUCGCUGCUCAUCUUCCUGCUCGACUCGGUGUACAGCUGUCGCUUCGGCUCCUUCCUGGCCAGCUCGCAGCGAGAGCGAGUUCAAAGUCUUGAUCUGGGCAAGACGCAGCCCGUGUGGGCCUACAUCAUGAGCAACAAGGAAGAGUUCCUCAAUUCGGCCUACGACCCGAACGCCCACAAGGCCACUCCGAGGCUCACCGUGAGCCCGGCCCAGGUGACCCUCUGGGCCGAGUAUUACCUGCGCUGGGCCGCUGCACCGAGCAAGAAGGCCACCGAGAAAAUCAAAGCGGCGGUUGCUCAGGUGUCGCUGGAGCAGUCCGGUUUGUCGCUCGACCUGAGCAACCUUGCGCUGUGUACGGUCCCCUCGGCGGCGAUCGAGGAGCUGCCGCCGCUCUCUGCGCUCAACCUGGCCAACAACUUCAUCUCGUGCCUGGCGCCCUGCCGGCGACACCUGACCGACCUCCAGUCGCUCAACCUGUCGCACAACAUGCUAGCCUCGUUCGCGCAGAACGACGCGGGUGUCGACGAAAACGGCCACUGGGUGAGCCCGUUCGUGCGCCUGGAGCAGCUCAACCUGAGCCACAACCGUAUCUGGUGCAUGGACCAGCUGCCCACCACGCUCACCGCGCUCAACGUCGCCAACAACGUCAUCGAGAAGCUGCCGCAGGACUUCGCCACGCUCACCAACCUGCGCGUGCUGGAUCUCUCCCGCAACCGCCUCCUCACCGAGCAAGGCACGUCGUGGGAGAGAACGAUUCCGGAGGCGGUGCUGCGUCUGCCGUCGCUCACGUCGCUCAACAUCGCCGGCAACGGGUUCUCGACGCUGCCCGCGGACCUGUUCGCAUCGCUGUCGUCGCUCGAGGUGCUCGACGUCUCGCACAACUCGCUGUCGAGCCUGCCCGACGGCAUCGCCAACUGCACCGGCCUGCGGGUGCUCACGCUCAUGGCCAACAUCCUCACCGCCCUGCCCCGCGGCAUCGCCCAUGUCUCGUCCCUCCAGGAACUGCACGCGCGGAACUGUUUGGCUCCGCAACCGGCGCGAGGCGAGGAGACGUCGCAGGGUCACCAGUUGGCAGAUCUGGUGCAGCUGCGACAGCUGACCCACCUCGACCUGCGCAACAACUACCUGGCGUCGCUGCCCUCGGGCUGCUUCGCGCAGUGGACCAACAUGCAGUGCCUGCUGCUCUCGAACAACCAGAUCACGGCGCUGUCGCCCGACAUCGGGUGCAUGGCGCGCACGCUCUACACGCUCGAUCUCACCCACAACCGGCUCGACGGCGUGCCCGCCGAGAUGGCCAAGCUCACGCGGCUGCGCAGGCUCACCGUCGAACAGAACGCCAUCGUCGAGCUGCCCGCCCAGCUCGGUAACAUGACGCAGCUGGAGAAGUUCGAAGUCGGCACCCAGAACGGACGUCUCAAGUCACCACCACCGGAGGUGGUUGCGCUGGGAUCGAUGAGCAUCGUGGCCUAUCUGGGCCAGCUGCUCAAGGGCCAGGAGCCGUGCUAUCGACUCAAGGUCAUGUUUGUCGGCCAAGAGAACGUCGGCAAAACGUCGGUCAUGCGCGCGUUGCAGCGCAAGGGCGUGAGCAGGAAGUCGACCAUCACUAGACAUGACACAAUCAGCCCGACACACGCGGCGCCGGUGUCGACGGACGGCAUCGACAUCAACGGCUGGAAUAUGCCCAUGGACCCCGUGUGGGGUCCCGACGCACCCCACGUCGAGCUCUCCGCCUGGGACUUUGCCGGCCAGGAGAUCUACUAUGCAACGCACCAGUUCUUCCUAUCGGAGCGCUCCCUGUUCCUGGUCCUCUUCAACCUCACCUCGAUCGUCCAGUCCCGCGUCGAGUAUUGGCUCCAAUCGGUGAACGCGGCGGCAAAGGACUCGCCAAUCUUGAUCGUUGGCACGCAUGUGGAGAGCGAGCAGUGCACCGAGGAAUUCCUGGCCAACUUCAAGUCGAGGCUGGAGAAGAAGGUCAAGCAGAAGUACCCCAACGUGGUGGGCAUCCACUUCGUGAGCCCCGUGACCGGCAAGAACAUGGACCAGCUCAUGACCAGCAUACGCAAAGUCGUCGCCAAGCAGGACUACAUGGGGCGCGCGAUGCCGUCGAGCUACCUGGCGCUCGAGAAGGCGGUCGCAGUGCAGGCCAAGACCAAGGUGCCGCCGGUGAUGACGUGGGCCGAGUACCGCGAUUUGGCGCGUCUGAGCAAUGUCGAGGAGUCGGGCGACGAUCUGCGCACGGCCACCACCCUCCUGCACAACCUGGGCUCACUCGUGCACUUCCCCAACGAAGAAAAGCUGCGGGACGCGGUGAUACUACAGCCGCAGUGGCUGAUGGACGUGAUGUCGACUGUGGUGUCGACCAAGCACAACUUCUGUCGAGACGGUGUGAUCGCCCACUCGGCGCUGCCGCAGAUCUGGCGCGCUCCGGCCUACCCGCCCGAGCUGCACGACUUCCUGCUGUCGCUGCUCGAGCGCUUCGAGAUCACGUUCCCCAUCCAAGGCCACGCCCACAAACUCGGUUUCACGGGAGACGACGAAAGCGAGCGGAGCGUGAAGGCCGACCAGAACUCGUCGCUGGUGCCGUCGCUGUUGCCCGAGGAGAAGCCGGCCAAACUAGCCCAGCUGUGGGCUCCUCUGAUACGUGCGGAGGAAAACAUAUUCGGGCGCAGCUAUCGAUUCGACUUUGUGCCGUCGGGCUUCAUGGGUCGGCUGAUGAUCCGACUCCUGGGUUUCCCGAUCGCCGCCCAAGUCUUCUGGCGCAACGGCAUGCUGGCCCGCAUUGCCAAGUACUUUGCUUCGCUUCUCUUUUCCCCAAUGGCGCGCGUAGCUGAAGCCCAGGGCUCACCGGAGGGAAUGGUCGCCAUCAACAGGGAGCAGAUACUGGUGGAGCUGGUGCCCCAGAAGGACCAGCUCAACAUUCUGGUGCGCACGGAGCUGCGCGGCGAGCAGAUGUCCAAUCUGUGCUGGCUGGUCUUCGCCGCCAUCGACUCCCUCGUCAAGGAGUGGUACAACCUCGAGUCGCGCGUGCUUGUGCCGUGUCCGCACUGCAUGGUGUUCCGCGGCCUCGACCAGGAGCCCUACCUCUUCCCCAUUCAGGAGUGUCAGCAGGCCGCCACCAACCCCGCCGACUCCUCCCUCUACUGCGGCAUCGGCGGCUCUGGUGCGGAGCCGACACCGGUGCGGCUGGACAGCGCGGCGCCCGACCUGGCCAUGGUGCACCUCGACAGCCACAAGAUCGCCUUCGUCGACCUCACCAAGGAGGAAACCCCCAUCGGCGAAGGCGGCUAUGCGACGGUGUACAAGGGCACGUUCCAGGGCGAGGUGGUGGCGAUCAAGCAGCUCCGGGAGGCACUGCCCGAUGCGCCGGACUGUUCCUCCACGCAGACCCACGAAGAGUUCCGCCACGAAGUGUGGAUCAUGAGCGGGCUGGCCCACCCGAACCUGGUGGCGUUGCGCGGCUUCUGCGCGCAGCCUCCGUGCAUUGUGACUGAGUUCGUCGCCGGCGGCCCGCUCGACCAGUACCUCGAAUCUGGCAAGGAGCUCGACUGGCCGCUGCGCCUCAAGAUCGCAAAGGACAUCGCCAAGGGCUGCGCAUUCAUGCACAACAGCUCGCCACCGGUCAUGCAUCGAGACAUCAAAUCGCCCAAUAUUCUGUUGGCCGACAUCUCGCCCGACUCGGAACUGGUGGCCAAGGUGUGCGACUUCGGCGUGUCGAUCAGUGCCGCGCACCACACGGCGGGUCGGCGGGUCGAUUGUCCCGUGUGGCUGGCGCCGGAGGUGAUGGAGAACAAGAUCUACACGGAGAAGGCCGACGUUUACUCGAUCGGCGUCAUCCUGUGGGAGCUCCUCACGCGCAAGGCCUUCUUCGGCGAGGUCAGCUUCAUGUCGCUCGUCGAGGACAAGGUGAAAGCGGGAGAGCGACCAGCCAUUCCCGAGGACUGCAUUCCCGCGUAUCGGCAGCUGAUCGAAGACUGCUGGGCUCAGCAGCCCGAACGAAGGCCCGCGUGCAAGGAGAUCGUAGCCCGGGUGGAGGAGAUCAUGCAGCAGGUGUGCCCGCAGGUGCUGCGCUACGACGCCAAUGUCGACAGCAAAUACCGCCUGCAGCGCAAGCUACAGAGCGAGGGCAAGCGCAAGGCCGCGCAGGCCGCACAGCAACAGACCCUCGAUAACCGGUCUCGGUUACGAAAGGUUGCGCGGCGGACGGCUCCCUUGAAGCAGCUCCUGCCCGCCUUGUGCCCACCAGAGCAGUUUGCCGAGUGCAUGAACGAGAUCGCGACCGCGAGGACCACCUACGGAAAGGGGGACAUCGCUAGCUACAUGGAGCAGUUCCUCAAGCAGCGCCAGGUGAGCCUCGAUCAGGGCCUGCGGAUCGCGGCGGCGGCGGAGGACGGCAGCAGCACUCCCAGGACGCCCAGGCCGUUCCCCACCGAGGACGCGACAGCGGGGGCAGAGGGCGAGCCCGCCGUGGAGCACCGCAAGCGAGACGACGAGCGCAAGUGGAUCGAUACGUAUCUGACCAACCUCGAGAUCGAGCGAGAGCGCGAGCGUGCCAAGACCGUCGAACGCCAGAAGGCGAUGGGCGUCGUCGUCGACGACGACGACGAUGACGAUGAGGACGACGACAGCAGCAGCGGUGAUGACGACGGCGAUGAUGAAAAUGAUGAGGGCGACGGCAAGGCUGCUGAAGGCGAUGACGAUUGUGAUGGCAAUGGCGAGUCAAGCCCACCAGCUGUGGCCGUUCCGCUAGACGAAGACGACAAGCGAGCGGAGGCGGAGCAGAACGCGGAUGCGUCGCGGCCGGCGGGCGAAGAAGGGAAUGAACGGGCCGAGGCUGAGGCCAAGGGGAAGGAGCCGGCGCAGGAGCAGGAGGGGGAGAACGGCGCGGCGGCUGGCAGCACGAAGAAGUCGGGCGACCCGGAGGUUGCGCAAGUCAAGCGGGCCGACAACGACGGCGAGGAGGAGGAAGACGAUGACGACGAUCUCGAUCUCGACCUCGAGCCGCUCACCAUCAACACCUCGUCGGGCGCCAAGAAAAUAGACACAAGCAGCGAGUUUAACCUUGAAACGCUGAUCCCAGUGCGACAAGCGAGCUCGGCCAACCUCAAGCGGACGGUGUUUGGCGACGCGACGCCGCAGGCGGUCAAGGUCGAGGUGCACAAGGACGAGGUAAACGUGAUUUGCUCGAUGCCCAGCGGGAUGGUGGCCAGUGGAGCCGAUUCGCCGGCCAUUCUCAUGUGGGACCCCAAGAAACCCAAGGGGAAGGUAACCAAGAUCAAGACCAAGUCCAAGGCCGUCUGGGCGCUUCAAGUGGUGAUGCGCAAGGGCGUGCUGUGCCUGGCGUCGGGUGCGCUGGACGGGGCCGUCCACCUGUGGGCCGUCAAGAACGGCAAGCUCCAGGCCACCUUCACCGGCCACCGAGACGCGGUGUUCCGGCUGGGAGUGCUGCCCGACGGCGUGCUGGUCUCGGCGUCGUGGGACUCCAGCAUCAAAGGCAAGGUGCGUGCGUUGAGCGUGCUGCCGGACGGUCGCAUCGCUACAGCGGGCGACGAUCUGGUGAUCCGCAUCUGGGAGGGCGAGGCCAGCCGGGGCGAGCUGCAGUGCGUGCGGCAGCUGCGCGGGCACAUCAAGGCCGUCGAGGCCUUGGCGGUGCUCCUCGACGGACGCCUGGUCAGCGCGUCGCAGGACAAGACCAUGCGCGUGUGGGACGUCGAGAAGGAGUCGUGCGUGCGCAUACUGGACGGCCACGUCGCCACCGUCCGCGCCAUGCAGCCCCUGCCCGAGGGCUUCCUCGCUUCCGGCUCGGCGGACAAAUCGAUUAAGAUCUGGCACGUCAACAGCGGAACGCUUGUACACACGAUCGAAAACGCCCACGCCAAGGUGCUGGUGUGGGUGGCGCGGCCUCGGGACGUGCUGGCGGUGGCCCAGACCUGUCGACGCCUCUACGCGCUCGCACACGAUGACCACCUGUGGCACCUGCUCUUCGCCCUGCAUGUCCCCUCUGAUAACGCGGCAUCAGCGUUGAAGCGAGUGACCAAGGGCGUGGCAUGGCACGACAAGUUCAUCUUUGCAGCCCAGCCAGAGCGAGUCCUUUGCUACUCCUACGCCGACCCGUUUGCGCUUCGCGUCGUGCAUGACGGAGGGACGUCUACCGAUGUUGGCGGUGGGACACGACCAAGCCAAGCUCGUCGUCGGUAUCUCAGCACCUCGUGCGGGCUUGGCCGCGAGAUGGACUCGACCACCCGAUUCACGGUCGAACCGAUCAGCAGCCGCCCACAGAAGCCGUGCCACAAGCGGCACCCGGUCAUCGACGGCGAGCCGCUUCAGCUGCGCCUCUACCCGCGUUGGGCCAAGGGUCCGCCUCCCGCGGGCCGGUGGGCUAUCGAGCAGUCGCAGAGCGCACCACUUCAUCAACAGGACCACGGUCAAACCCAUGAAGAAGACAAUCACCAUCAGCCCCGCCAGCAGCGCCUGAUCCUGUUCGACAGUGUGGUGCGGCUUCGUUGGGUACCCACCACCACCGCCGCCACCAGCGACGAAGCGCAGUCGUCAACCACAGCCACCGCCGCCCGGCCGGGCCAGUACAUGACGCUGGCUCCCGAGGGUGGGCAACCACUUGUGGGUUGUACUGUGCGAGUGACCGACGAGCCGGCCCUCGCCACCCUGUUCCGCCUGCAGCCGUGGGACGAUGGCACCACCCGCCGGCCCAGGGAGAACCAGCCCCAGGGAUCAUCAGAGGAGGAGAUGUACGAUGACGGCUUUGGCCUUUGGUGA
This is a messenger RNA of Acanthamoeba castellanii str. Neff, 7281 nucleotides long. Its product is annotated as protein kinase domain containing protein. The transcript has 40 exons. Gene Ontology annotation, biological process: protein phosphorylation. NCBI's taxonomy places the organism in Eukaryota, Discosea, Longamoebia, Acanthamoebidae. The record is from RefSeq and is a predicted model, not a curated record. Bases 1 to 7281 code for a protein of 2426 amino acids. Gene Ontology annotation, molecular function: protein binding; ATP binding; protein kinase activity.